Molecule: messenger RNA, 1976 nt
Organism: Porites lobata
Lineage: Eukaryota; Metazoa; Cnidaria; Anthozoa; Scleractinia; Poritidae
Source: the annotation of a GenBank genome assembly
AUGUGCAAUAGGCACGCAAUACGUGCUAACGUAAACAAGGCAAGUAAACAAGCGAAGCGAGACGAAUGUCUGCCAUGCGAAGGUCUUGUACAAGGUAAGAGGCAUGUAGCAAAGAAAGCUCCGCAAGCACACGGCACUUUAUCGCACUUUUACGAUCUCAAAAGUUAAUCUGAAUCUUCAGUAUUUUUGCCUCAUGGAAAUUUGGAAGUCUGAAGUCCAGGGAUGAAAUCUAUCAGAAAUAUUUGGAAUAUUAACCUCGGUUUAUCACAAGCAACGAACCUUGAAACACAGAAACUCAGAAAACGGAUCGAAAUCCACCAAUCACAAAUCACAAACAAUGACCUUUUGAACCCGUUGAUGUAAACUUUCGUUUCCUAAGAGGUCUACUAAGAUGAUUGGCGUCUGACAUUUUUUUGACGAGAGGAUCGAAAUGCACCAAUCAUAGAAAGACAGUUUUAAUUGCACGUUUCCUAAGAGGUCAUCUUAAUUUGCUGUUUUCAUUAUUUUAUGUCCAUUUUCUUUUGUUUAUUUUGUAAUUGGUCAAUUUUGUUAGGUCGAGUGGAUAAUCCAAUGAGGGACGAUUUGGAUAUCGUUUGAUCCGAAAUUUUUCAAAGCAGCGGUAAGAAACAAUUUCGAUAACAUUUGGCCGCGGUGUUUCGAGGAGCGUGUUAAUAUAUUGUUCAAUUAUGUUAUCCCGGGUUACAAUUACAAAUGCACACACUGUUCGCCGUAGGCCCACACUAAAAAAUAACACUGAGUGUUUUCGAAAUGGGCUGGUCCGCGAACUCAAAGAAAAACAAAGGAAAUUAUCAAGACAUUCAAGGACAUCAAAGACUCAUGGACCCCAUAGACGCAAUGACAAAUCGGAAUAUCGGGCGUGUACGUGUAAAAUGGAUAAGAGUUUGAACAGAGGAAUGUUUGAGCGUCACAAGAUUUGUGUAGCUGGUUAUAAGUGUGACAAUAGUGAUUUUGAUUUUUGCAUUGCGGAACACGACGAGUUGCCUGUGAUAAAAAUCUGUUCCGAUGAAGGAAAAGACGAUUGUCAACAAUUGAAACCAAAAGGGACUGAGGCUUCUUUUGGAACUACUGUGAUAACUGCAACAAUUCUUUCUAUUAUUUCAAUUUUGUUUAGCAGGGUGAGGGUUAAUGUACUUGUUUUUGUAUUCCGUGUUGUGUUUUUUCAUCUAAUUGUGUACAUUGUGACGCGGUACAUGUACGAUGCUGUGCGUCGGGGUUUUGCAUUAUCAGCAAGUUUUGUGUUAGAGUAUUUUGAUGGCAGCGAGGUGACGACAAGAGAAGGUAAUGAACUAGUUGUACAGAAGGAAAAUUGUGUUGUGUUGUGGAGGAAAUAAAAGAAGUUGAAUUGAGAUCUCGUCUUGGGAAAUUUAUUUAUAACAGAACUUAAAAUUCCAUUUUUUUAAAUCAGGUUAGUCAUUUCUCUCAACGCAGUCAUGCACCUAGCAGACUACCGAUGAACAAAAACACGGAAAGUGACACCUUUUUGUUUGGAAGAGUAUUCGGAAAAACACACAAUUGUCGUCUGAAAUUCAUCGUUACGUUAAAAAUAAAAAAGGUUUACACUUAAACAGGUACAGAAGUUAUUCUAACAGUGUGAGGUUUUUACUUAAAGGGCAACUCCAAAACUAGUUCGUAAACGAGGGAAGGUGUAUCUGUCGUCCAAGCAUCAAAGCACAGGCGAUUUAGGUGGAAUGAGAUAUCGAAAUAGGCUUUUAAGUAAGAAUUUGCCCCUCUGUACAUGCAAUUAUCCAUUUUAUAGUGCUUACAACAGUUUGAAUCACCGGGUUAAUUUUGGCCAAUUUAAGCUUUGUACUGAUAUAGAGAAGAAUCCAGGACCUUCAGUUUAUGUAGAUGCUACAAAAACAAUUCAUGCUCCAUACUGUCAAGGAAAUGUUACAGUAUUUGGGGAAAACGCUGGACAACAAUGCGUCGCAAUGAGUCUGUGCGCUUUAAUUUAA